Molecule: messenger RNA, 1353 nt
Organism: Sclerotinia sclerotiorum 1980 UF-70
Lineage: Eukaryota; Fungi; Ascomycota; Leotiomycetes; Helotiales; Sclerotiniaceae
Exons: 2
Coding region: 1-1353 (450 amino acids)
Biological process (GO): nucleoside metabolic process; transmembrane transport
Cellular component (GO): endoplasmic reticulum
Molecular function (GO): catalytic activity
Source: RefSeq, a predicted model, not a curated record
AUGCGUACUUCGGCUCUCCUCAGUCUCUUGGCUGGUGUUGGAUCUGUGGCUGCUGCAACAACUAAACCAUUUGGACUCCCAAAAACUACCUUAGAAAAGAAGGAUAUUCACGUUAGUAUUCAGGCCGAUGGUUUGGAUGUUAAGUUGGAUGUUACCAAUUCAACAGCUAGUGUGGUGAAACCGAAGGUUUUUAUCAUUUCUAUGUUCACACCUGAAGCAGAUAUUUGGUAUGAAAAUUCCUUUACCAAGGGUUCAAUCGGAAAUCUCUUCGCCAAGAACAUUACCGUUCCAGGUUUCUCUCCUCUCUUCCCACAAGCCCAUUGUCUCGAAGAUGGUUCCGUUUGUCAACUCACCACUGGAGAAUCCGAAAUUAACGCAGCUUCAACCAUCACCGCUUUGACUCUCUCCUCAGCCUUUGAUCUCACAUCGACUUAUUUCCUCGUUGGUGGAAUUGCUGGUAUCAACCCAAAACACGGUACUCUCGGUGAUGUUGCAUUCUCGAAAUAUACCAUUCAAGUAGCCCUUCAAUAUGAAUUCGACGCUAGAGAAAAGCCUGAGAACUUCACCACUGGAUAUUUCCCUCAAGGUUCAUAUGCUCCCGAUCAAUACCCCGGUAACAUCUACGGAACCGAAGUAUUCGAAGUCAACGAACCACUCCGAGAUUUGGCUGUGGAAUUCGCGAAAAAGGCAACUUUGAACGACUCAGAGAUUUCAAUCGCUUACCGUACUUUAUACGAUACAAACAGCACAGAGAUCAAUAAAUAUCAAGCAGCAACCCAUGCUCCUACAAUCAUCACGUGCGAUACCGCCACCUCAGAUGUUUACUACUCUGGUACACUCCUCGGUGAAGCAUUCGAAAACACAACCACACUUCUCACCAACGGAUCUGGUGUUUACUGCAUGACAGCUCAAGAAGAUAACGCUACCCUUUCUGCUCUCAUGCGCGCAGCUCUCUUCAAGCUCGUCGAUUUCUCCCGCAUAAUCAUCAUGCGCACAGCUUCUGAUUUCGAUCGUCCAUACCCUGGUGCCUCCGUAGAAUACAACCUUUUGUAUUCCAACCAAGGUGGUUUCGAACCCGCUAUUCAAAACAUCUAUCUUGCCGGUACAGAGGUCAUCAAGGGACUUCUCGAGGGAUGGAACUCCACUUUUGAGAGUGGUGUUAAUGCUACUAAUUACAUCGGAGAUAUCUUUGGUAGUUUGGGUGGUGAACCGGAUUUCGGACCUGGAAGUGAGUUUGGUGGUGAGGAGGUUGAUCCGGAUAAUUCGGUUAUUUACGUCAAGAGGGAUGGAGAGAAGAAGGUUAGGAGUAGAAGAGAGAUGAAGGGAAAGAAGGGUUUGAUGAGACGUCAUUAA